AUGGCGUGUUUGCGAGUCGCAUUCACUCCUUCGGGGGCUGUAUCUUCAGAGAAGUUUUUGAUUAGGAGGAGGAACUGCACCAGUGUUCGGCGAGCGAGGUCAGGAACGAGCUUUGCAACGCUUCCGCGCUGUCACGUCGUACAACGUUCUGCUGAAGAACCUCGGAGUCACGCCCUCUGCACUGUGCUAGAGCGAAAACGUGCUUCUUUGCCGUUUAACCCGAAAGUGUGGACGCAAGGAUCCGCAUCUGGGACUGAGAGCCCGUUAGCAAGUUUAUGUGGUGGAGGAUACGGCGGCAACAGUGGCCACAGCGGCGGCGGCGGUGGUAGCGACGGCGGCCGAGGUCGUAACGAAAGACCAGACGGGAACGACGAGAAUGGACCACUCUCGCUUCUGACGCAACUGGGGGCCUUGCUCUUCUGUAUCUGGCGAAGACUAGGUGACACAAACCCGGAAUGUCUCCGUGCUUCUCUGUUCGGGACGGUACUACUGGCGACGCAAUUCAAUGAAAAUCCGCAUACGAGGAGGCACGUUGCGGGCUCCGUCGUAGAUGCAGCAGCCUUUGUUGGCGACUCGCAACGACCCGUUGUUAUUUUGUUGUCGUGGCUCGGUGCACAGCAGCGACAUAUGGUGAAAUACGCAGAGUGGUACAGAGACCGUGGCUACGAUGUGAUCACGUUGUUUAAUGGUCUCCAGACGGCGUUGAUUCCGGCCUUCUCGCGACGACAAGCACUGCGUGUGCUACAUUUAAUGGACGAAAUCCCUGAAAAUAGACCGAUAGUGGUCCAUUCGUUUUCUAUUGGCACAGGAAUCUACGGCUAUAUGCUAGACAUCAUUCAGCGGGGCCAGUACGUCACAGAGGAUAUGGGUCGAAAACUCCAGCGGCAGAUCCGAGGAGUGAUAUUCGAUUCGGGACCAGGACACAUGCAGGCGAGUUCUCUAGCCCAAGGUCUCUAUGCAGCCUGUCCAAAAGUGGGGUACCGUGUCUGGAAUGCUGUUGCGGAAGCUCUGUUUCGAUUUCUGAAUGUUGCUGAGGGUUUCCGGGCAGCGGAACACGCCCUGCAAAACGUGCAACUCCCAUCCGUUCCGCAACUCUACCUCUACAGCCUCGAUGACAGCAUUGUGAAAGACCUUGACAAGAGCGUGCGUGAGUACAUCGAUGCUCAGAGACGUCGGGGGCUGGAGGUCUACCAAAAAGUUUGGGAACAGAGCCAACAUGCCACACAUUUCAAAGUGCAUCCCGAAGAGUACAAGGCACAAGUGGAGAGCUUUUUGAAGCGAGCUUUGAGUGAUGUUGAGGUCGGCAUGCGCGGCAUGCUCGACAAACUGCAUGAGGCGACCGGCGAUUCCGAGUCGAAGGCUAAUCCGACUUCGAUAACAGCAGCACCAGCAGCAGCAAAAUGA
This is a messenger RNA of Cyanidioschyzon merolae strain 10D, 1404 nucleotides long. RefSeq lists its product as hypothetical. The coding region runs from base 1 to 1404 and encodes 467 amino acids. The record is from RefSeq and is a predicted model, not a curated record. The transcript has a single exon. NCBI's taxonomy places the organism in Eukaryota, Rhodophyta, Bangiophyceae, Cyanidiales, Cyanidiaceae.